Camellia sinensis is the source of this 1503-nucleotide messenger RNA. Lineage: Eukaryota; Viridiplantae; Streptophyta; Magnoliopsida; Ericales; Theaceae. The record is from RefSeq and is a predicted model, not a curated record.
GUGCCAGUUUGGAGUUGUUGGAAGGCAAAUAGCUCCCUGGUGUCCUUGCUCUUGAUGAAGCCGCACUAGUUACUGCAUAAGACAAGUUUCAUACGAUUUUACCCCCCAACCCAUCCACCCCCUUACAUUUUGGUAGCUUUUACAUUUUGUUCUUGUAACUGAAAUUCAAGCAAAUAUUGAUUUUGUAUUCUAAAAUCAUGCAGAAGGCUCCAGUCAUGCAGAUAAAGGAAGGUUUAAAUGUUAGGCCAAAAUGUACGAUGCUCGAAAAGGCCAUUAGGGAGUUGGAGAAGAUGGUUGCAGAAUCAAGACCACCAACCAUGGAAGUUCAGGAUGCUGAUAUUUCAUCUCAGGCAGUCAAGCGGAGGUUGCCACAUGAAGUAAAGCAGAAGCUGGCCAAAGUUGCUAGACUAGCGCAAGCAAACCAUGGAAAAAUAUCGAUGGAGCUGGUCAAUCGUCUUAUGAGUAUUGUUGGCCGCAUGGUACAAUUGAGGACAUUAGAGAUUGAGCAAGGAAUUUUGGACUUGUUAGCACUCGACUCUAUCUCAGGUGGUGGUCACGCAAAUGUAAACCUGUUUCCUAAUGUUGAUAGCUCCUGGAAAGUAUGCUUAUCCACGGUGGAAAGACAAGGUUAUAAACUCUACAAAGAAAAGAAAAGCAGGGCUGUGCCCUAUGACUCCGGAGGAACCGGCUUUGACAUAGCGAGCACUAGACAUUGAUCGAAACAUCCAGAUUUAUAUUGCUGCUGGAGAUAUGUAUGGAGGAAAGACGAGGUUGGCGAGUCUAGCAGUGGCUUUUCCAAAUUUGGUGAAGAAGGAAACAUUACUUAAACCCUCAGAGCUAUUGCCAUUCCAGAACCAUUCAUCUCAAAUGGCAGCAUUGGAUUAUAUUGUUUCAGUUGAGUGAUAUAUUUGUCCCAACAUAUGGAGGCAACAUGGCAUUAGUUGUUGAAGGCCAUAGAAGGUUCUACAAGCUUGCAUCGAUUUGAAGCUUGGGAGCUCUUUGCUAGAUUUUGAAUACCAUUUCAACGAAGUCCUUGAAAAGAAGAUGCGAUGAGUUGAGUUGUUUUGUUAUGUAGGUUCACCUUUCAAAGAAAAAGAAGAAGAAGAAUAAGGAGAAGAAUUAAGAAGAGACUGAGAGGAUUGAAGGCCUGGAAAACAGCAUGGAGAGCGAUUCAGAAUGGCAGUGAAGGAUGGAUGGGGCUUUCCUUUGAAUUUUUAUUUCUCUUCUUUUUUUCUUUUUUUUUUCCUUUGAUCUGACUGGGGAGUUAGGUGUAUUGGUUUACUUUCUUCUUAUUUUUUGUAUUAAAUGGGGGAGUGGUGAGAGAGAGAAGGGGGUAAUGUUAUUUUGUGGCUUUGUAUAUAAGGUAGUAAUUUUUUGAUUGAGAAUUGUGAAUUCAAUUUUUGGAUAUGUUAUUUUGUGGGUUAUGCACUACAACAAAACUAACUAUUCACGGCAUUAUAUUUAUGACAUGCAUUAAAUGCAUGUCGUAGUUAGUACAUUCUA